CGCUGCUGAUGGAGGACGUGCUCGUUGCCACGGAAACGGGAUGCGUGCAGGAGACGAGCGCGUUGGAAAGCAUCUCCAGUUGCGUGCUGAUGUAGCGACAUCCUACUAACCUACAUUUCAACCUGAAAGAGGCAAUGGCGGCCAACGGAAGAUUUCCCCAUUGACAUAUGAUGGUCUACUGCGACGAACCGAAACAUAAACGUCCAAUAUGAAGAGUAUGGAGCUGGAAUUACAGUGUCCUGUGUGCAAGGACAUUGUGAAGCAGCCAAUUGUACUUCCCUGCCUGCACAGCGUGUGUCUCAUGUGUGCCUCUGAGGUGCUGGUUCAGAGCGGGUAUCCCCAGCCCGAGCUCCCCCCGGAGCCCAACUCGCCCGCUUCCACCCCCAACAUGCGGUCCCCGCGGCAGAUGCGGAGACCCUUACCCAAGUCUGACCGUGUGGACCGCCUGUUGCGCUCAGGCUCUGGGACGUACCCGGGGCGCAGGCGAAAGGAAGGCCCUGCACCUCUCAUGCUUUUCCCUUGCGCCCCCUGUGGGCGAGAUGUAGAACUAGGUGAGAGAGGAUUGGCUGAGUGCAUGAGGAACCUUACACUGGAGAGGAUUGUAGAAAGGUACAGACACACAGUGAGUCUGGGCAGUGUGGCUGUGAUGUGUCAGUUCUGUAAACCCCCACAGGCCCUGGAGGCCACUAAAGGCUGUUCAGACUGCAGAGCCAGCUUCUGUAACGAGUGCUUCAAACUCUACCACCCCUGGGGGACUCCCCGCGCCCAGCACGAACACGUGCAGCCCACCCUGAACUUCAGGCCAAAGGUGUUGACAUGUCCAGAACAUGAUCAGGAGAGGCUGCAGUUUUACUGUAAGUCCUGUCAGAUGCUUCUUUGUUCACUUUGUAAACUGCGCCGAGUCCAUACGGGUCACAAGAUCGCGCCCGUCACCCAAGCCUACCAGAGUCUCAAGGACAAGAUCACCAAGGAGCUGAACUACAUUCUGUCCAAUCAGGACAUGGUGUUGACUCAGAUCACUCAACUGGAGAAUGCUGUCACUCAAACUGAGGUGAACAACGUAUCAGCCAAAGAGCAGCUCUCUCUCUGCGUGAAGGAGAUAAUGGCGUUGCUAACCGAGCGUCAGACAAUGCUGGCUCAGGCUCUGGAAAGCUCGCGGCAGAGAAGGGCAGAGGCCUUGGCCAAUCAGGUGGCUGAAAAACGCAGCCUGCUGGAGCACGCCGGCUUGAUGGCUUUCACUCAAGAGCUGCUCAAAGAAAACGACCCAUCGAGUUUUGUGCACGCAGCCAGAUUAACACACAACAGAUUGGCCCAGUCUAUUGAAUCUAUGCAGCGUUUCUCUCUGUCUGCUGAUCCCUCGUUCCGUCACUUCCAGCUUGAUGUUUCCAGAGAGCUCAAACUCCUCACAGACCUGAACUUCAUUCAGGCCCCUCUCGCUCCUGUGAUCGACACCCAGCGAACCCUUGCCUACGACCAGCUGUUCCUCUGUUGGCGGUUGCCUCAAGACUCCUCUCCUGCCUGGCAUUUUUCUGUGGAGUUCCGGCGGCGUGGGGUGGUGCCAGGGGGCGGGGCUAGAGGAGGGAUUCACGGGGGAUUGGCUGCCGCUCGCUGGGGCUGGCAGAGAUUGGAGGAGGUGACUGGGACCUGCGCUGUGAUUGACAGGCUGGAGAUGGACAGUGUGUAUGUGCUGAGGGUGAGAGGCUGCAAUAAGGCCGGCUUCGGAGAAUACAGUGAGGAAGUAUAUUUACACACACCACCAGCUCCAGUGUUGAAUUUUUACCUGGACUCUCGUUGGGGUCUGCACGCGGACAGACUGGUGGUGAGUAAGGAGCAGCGUUGUGCCCGCAGUGUGCCCGGUCUGUCCCUGCUGCAGGCCGCCGAUCGGGCCCUCACUUCCUGUCACCUGACAGCUGAUCUGCUCGUGGGGGACGUGGCCAUAACGCAGGGCCGACACUAUUGGGCAUGCUCAGUGGAGCCAGGCUCAUAUCUGGUCAAGGUUGGAGUGGGCCUGGAGUCUAAACUUCAAGAGUGGUUUCAUCUGCCUCAAGACAUGGCUAGUCCAAGAUAUGAUCCAGACAGCGGCCAUGACAGUGGAGCCGAGGAUUCGUCAGAUUCCCCUCCCCCUUUCGCUUUCCUCACAAUGGGCAUGGGCAAGAUCUACCUGCCCUCCUCCGCCAACUCCCAUCACGGCAGAGAAUCUGGCUUCACUAAUGGCAACAGCCCUUCUUCGCCAACCGGCGUUACCUAUCCAUUGCCUCCGAGACUAGGAGUUUGUCUCGACUUUGAGAAGGGCCGUGUCACGUUUUACGAUGCCCACUCUCUCCGCCCACUAUGGGAGGGACCUGUGGACUGCUCCGCCCCCGUGUGCCCUGCAUUCUGUUUCAUUGGAGGCGGAGCUCUGCAGCUACAGGAGCUAGUAGCCAAUCGCAACGCAAAUCAAACCCCUGUAAGACGAGUCACCAUUCAGUCACGUGUUACCAAACUGAACUGAACUCUGAUUGAUUAUUGUUUUUAUAAUUCGAUUUUAAGAGACGGUUGUUUUUAAUUGCACCCAACAUAAACCUCUGAUUAUUUUUCUUUU
Molecule: messenger RNA, 2581 nt
Organism: Rhinichthys klamathensis goyatoka
Lineage: Eukaryota; Metazoa; Chordata; Actinopteri; Cypriniformes; Leuciscidae
Gene: trim46b
Product: tripartite motif containing 46b
Exons: 12
Coding region: 209-2491 (760 amino acids)
Molecular function (GO): zinc ion binding; protein binding
Source: RefSeq, a predicted model, not a curated record